AUGGCGGUUAUAAAGUUCCAGCCAAGAAACUUCAACAAGCAGGCGACGGAGAUCUUGAACGAGUACUUCUACUCACAUCUGAGCAACCCCUACCCUAGUGAGGAGGCCAAGGAGGAGCUAGCCAAGAAGUGCUCCAUCACCGUCUCCCAGGUGUCCAACUGGUUCGGAAAUAAAAGAAUCCGAUACAAGAAAAACAUUGGGAAGUUCCAGGAAGAGGCUAACAUGUAUGCAGCGAGGACUGCAGUGAAUGCGGCCAACGUUUCCUCGCAUGGGAGCCAAGCGAACUCCCCCGCUACUCCAAACUCUGCAGGUUCUGCCGGCUCUUUUAACAUGUCAAACUCCGGGGACUUGUUCAUGAGUGUGCAGUCCCUCAAUGGGGACUCUGGGUACCAGGGAGCUCAGGUGGGAGCCAACGUUCAGUCACAGGUGGAUACUCUUCGCCAUGUUAUCAACCAGACAGGCGGAUACAGUGAGGGGCUGGCGGGAACCCAGAUGUACAGUCCGCAGGGCAUCAACGCGAAUGGCGGAUGGCAGGACGCGGCCACGCCCUCCUCUGUGACAUCACCGACGGAAGGACCCGGAAGCGUUCACUCAGACACCUCCAACUGAUCCCACCCCUCCUCAUCCUCAUCUUCUUGUCCUCACCCUCUCCCCUCCCUCUCCCCCCUCCCCCGAGUCCGAACUGAUGAAGGUGGCGUAUGUGAAUUCACAGCAGCAAACCUCUGGGGGCUUGGAAUCUUCUAGAACAAUGUGGUCAUGCCAUUACAAACUAAAUAUUUUUUUCUCGGCCGUCUCCUCCACGUUAAGGGUUUUGUACAGUUUCCUCAUCGCCACGACGACCCCUCGGACAUCGCCAUCUUUUUAUUGGUCCAAUCGCGUUACAUCUCGCCCUCUGAGAACCAAUAGCAGUACACCGGCCCCAAACCCACCCUGGAUCUCACACUACCUCGAUUGGAAAAAAGCAGAACCAACACGCUUGAUCAUUUAAAAUACUUCAAAAUCAACUUUUCUGUUUUUAUUUAAUAUAUUGUAAUCAGUAAUGCCUACUCAUAAGUUUAAGGGUGUAUCUACCAUUUUUCAUUUCCUUUUUACACCACCAUUUGUCCGUCAUGCCAAAGUUGACCUGGAGGUGUUUUUUGAUAAAGUAUGUUGUGUACUCUGGUUACUUGUACUUAUUUAAGGUAACAUUUUGUUUUAGCUGUGAAAACAGUAAUAUCUUUAUAUCCAAACUUCUGCAUUUAUUUGAUAUAUUUCUAUUCCAAAAGAUGUACAAUGAGUGGUGGCAUAAAUCAUUUAAUAUUUUAUUUCUAGUGUACUUUAUUGUCUGCUUUAUUAUCCCAGUAAAUAUACAACUUUUUCUUUCGGUUCUGUAAUUGUAUUUUUUGCAUUGCAAGCAUAACAACUUUAGCGAGUUUAGAAAAAGGAUUGACUCGAUACACUCAACAAAUGACCAAAUUUGAACCCAUCCUAAAGCACAAUAAAGUGUGUAUUGUUUCAACGUAACUGUGUUUGCCGAAAGUGAACAACUGAGUGGAAUACUAUCAUCAAGAAUAUACAUAAUAGUACUCAUAUACGGAGCAAUAAUGUACAUAUACUACAGUACCAACUCUUUGUCCGUGUGCAUUACUGCGAUCAAUACUUUAGCCAAAUACUGCUGGUAACCAAAUCCAUAUGUGGGCAAAAUACUAGGUUGGGUUUUUCAUUUAGUUUUUCUUGACCCAUGUCAGGUUUUGGGAAACAGCGUCAUAGGAGUCUAGCUCAUAGCAUGUCUUCGAAGAGAUGUUUAAUUUUGGUAUUCUUUUGGUGCUGAAAUUCAAAUGGGGUUGUCCUUUGUUUUUUUUUAUAAUAAGACAUUCAUGAAAACCUGUCAAAAUGUAAAUUUGAGAUGCGUGAGCUUGGGCUGUGUGUACAGUAUAGUAUUGGGUAUGACACGUAUACAUCAUCACAACUAUGUGUCCUACAGAUAGCCAACACAUACCAUACUUUGAUACCAAAAAAAAAAAAAAGACUUGGAUUUGUACAACCUACACGUUGUCACGUCAGCUCACCA
Messenger RNA from Gadus macrocephalus (Pacific cod), 2050 nucleotides. RefSeq names its product pre-B-cell leukemia transcription factor 1-like. Gene Ontology annotation, molecular function: DNA-binding transcription factor activity, RNA polymerase II-specific; RNA polymerase II cis-regulatory region sequence-specific DNA binding. The transcript has 6 exons. The coding region runs from base 1 to 609 and encodes 202 amino acids. Gene Ontology annotation, biological process: brain development; animal organ morphogenesis; regulation of transcription by RNA polymerase II. The record is from RefSeq and is a predicted model, not a curated record. NCBI's taxonomy places the organism in Eukaryota, Metazoa, Chordata, Actinopteri, Gadiformes, Gadidae.